Molecule: messenger RNA, 1392 nt
Organism: Rangifer tarandus platyrhynchus (Svalbard reindeer)
Lineage: Eukaryota; Metazoa; Chordata; Mammalia; Artiodactyla; Cervidae
Source: the annotation of a GenBank genome assembly
AUGAGCUCUUAUUUUGUAAACUCAUUUUGCGGUCGCUAUCCAAAUGGCCCGGACUACCAGUUGCAUAAUUAUGGAGAUCAUAGUUCCGUGAGCGAGCAAUUCAGGGACUCGGCGAGCAUGCACUCCGGCAGGUACGGCUACGGCUACAAUGGCAUGGAUCUCAGCGUCGGCCGCUCGGGCUCCGGCCACUUUGGCUCCGGGGAGCGCGCCCGCAGCUACGCGGCCGGCGGCAGCGCGGCGCCCGCCGAGCCCAGGUACAGCCAGCCGGCCACGUCCACGCACUCGCCUCCGCCCGACCCGCUUCCCUGCUCCGCCGUGGCCCCUUCGCCCGGCAGCGAGAGCCACCACGGCGGGAAAAACUCCCUGGGCAACUCCAGCGGCGCCUCGGCCAACGCCGGCAGCACCCACAUCAGCAGCAGAGAGGGGGUUGGCACGGCGUCCGGAGCCGAGGAGGACGCCCCCGCCAGCAGCGAGCAGGCGAGCGCGCAGAGCGAGCCGAGCCCGGCGCCGCCCGCCCAACCCCAGAUCUACCCCUGGAUGCGCAAGCUGCACAUAAGUCAUGACAACAUAGGCGGCCCGGAAGGCAAAAGGGCCCGAACGGCCUACACGCGCUACCAGACCCUGGAGCUGGAGAAGGAGUUCCACUUCAACCGCUACCUGACCCGCCGAAGAAGGAUUGAAAUAGCACAUGCUCUUUGCCUCUCGGAGAGACAAAUUAAAAUCUGGUUCCAAAACCGGAGAAUGAAGAUGAAGUGGAAGAAAGAUCAUAAACUGCCCAACACUAAGAUGCGAUCCUCCAACUCCAGCUCGGCUUCAGCAGGCCCGCCGGGAAAACCACAAACUCAGAGCCCGCAUCCGCAUCCUCACCCCCACCAGGGCUCCUCCGCACUCACUCCUUCCUCUAUAGCCACCGGAUGCCGGAAACGGGGAGUCCCUGAGCGCCCAGAGCUGGAGACACACUCGGCUUCAGCCUUGGACAUCUUUCGAGGUAAGCGCGCUGCGUCCCAACUCUUCACCGCGUCGGCCCUAGCACCGGUGAAGGAGUUUACUUUCCCUGGCAGCUGCCACCCCUUGCAGCUGGUCAGUAUUGAAAGAGGGGAGAAGGGGAGGGAAGGAACCAUGCACAGCUUUCUACAGCUGCUACAAAGGAGGUCCUGGCCCAAGCUCCCGCCCUGUCUUUCCCUGGGCUCCCUGCUUGGCGGCUCCCGGCCCCUCUGGGCGCCGGCGGAAAGGUAUGCGUCCCGGGUGCCCCAGCCCUCACCUCGGCGCCCUGGGCCGUCCCCUCCCCUGGCAGGUUCUCACGGAGAGCGGGCCUUCCCGGCAGCUGGCUUAGCUGAGAAGGCGGUGAGUCGCGUCAGCAGUUUGGAGGAGAAAGUGCGGGUUGAUUAUUGA